AUGGAGACACGAUCGCUGGAACAAGAGUUCUAUUUGGAGAGACGAGCAGUAUUUCAGCACGGCAGAAGGAUGAUCCAAGUCCUCCUCCAAGAUUGCCACGCAAGACUUCGCAAGUUCCGUCAAAGGAUUGACCAAGAAAAGACCACAUGCUGUGAGUUCAUGGGCGAGAUCGGGACAAAUCUGCUCCUGCAGAGGGUGACUGAACAAGCCCGCGAACAGAGAGUGAUACGCAACGCAGCACUGGAGAACAAAUUCCGAAAGCUGCCCAAUCCAACGUCGCCCAGAAACGACAAACUAGUGCACAACCUGUCGUCAAAGGAGCUGACGAAGGAUCAGAUGCAGGUUUUACGACACAAAGCUUCAUUUAACACGGCUGACGCCAAACCUGUUAACCUGAUUGCAGCAGUGGGAUCAAUCCUUAGUCAGACGGAGGCAACGGAGGAGACUAAGAGCCUCAUCCGACACCAAGUGUCGUCUCUCCUGAUGGCCCACAGGCCGAGGGAAGUGCUGCCCAAGAUCGAACGUUAUGCGCUUAGGGAACUCAACGCCGACAAAGACCUUGUCAUCGUGCCAGCAGACAAGGGAUCCUCCACGUUUUACUGGACAGGACAGAUUACCCUCAAAAAGCCAGGGUUUACUGCAGGACCGACAGUUCUACGACCCAUGUGCAACGAACCCUGUAAAAGGGCCGACACGCGAAAUUAAUGCUACGUUGUUGGCCUUGGAGAACUCUGGCGCAAUAACGCCGGCCGACAGACGCAUGGCGAGACCCCAAGAUACGGCAUUGGCCCGAUUCUAUGGCCUCCCUAAGGUGCACAAAAGACUGCGCUCCUCUCCGACCCAUCGUGUCGCUCAAAGGUGCUCCAACAUACGAACUGGCUAAGUGGCUCUUCCGGCGUCUCAAGUUCCUGACCGUUGAGUCAGACACCACGGUCUCUUCGUCAUUACUAUUCCUGGAGAAACUCGACGGUGCAAGCCUCCAUCCAAAUGAGGUCAUGGUAUCUUUCGAUGUUACGUCCCUUCUUACUUCCAUUCCCCAGGACCUGGCGAUCGAGGCAAUCGAGCUGCUUCUACAAAGCAAAUACGAUUAAACGGAGAAUCGUCUUGGACACGUCCAGGUCCUUAAGCUCCUGAAGUUCUGUCUCAGGACGAACUUCACGUUCGACUGGACAAUCUACGAACAGGUGAAGGGCACAUCACUGGGUUCGCCGAUUUCAGGAUUCAUCGCCGAGGCGGUCCUGCAACGGUUAGAGUCGCUGGUCUUCCAACACCACAGACCAAAGUUCUGGGCCCCGUAUUUGGAUGAUACCUUCGUCUUUAUCGACCGGGAUCAACUGCUGACAUUUAAGGAACAUCUGAAUGCCGUCUUCCCGGAGAUAAAAUCUACUAUGGAGGCGGAAGAGAACAACCGGCUGACCUUCCUGGAUGUCCUCGUAUGCCGCAAGGAUUGUGGUGGACUAAAGACCAAAGUGUUCAGGAAAGCGACAAAUACGAUGCAAGUACUGAACUUCAACAACAACCACCAAUCAGCCACAAACGCAGCUGUGUAA
Molecule: messenger RNA, 1550 nt
Organism: Spirometra erinaceieuropaei
Lineage: Eukaryota; Metazoa; Platyhelminthes; Cestoda; Diphyllobothriidea; Diphyllobothriidae
Source: the annotation of a GenBank genome assembly